AUGGUUCACAUCUCGGGUCUAUCAGCAGUCCUUGCACUCGCUUCCGUCGCUUCAGCUCAAUGUGGCUCGGGUACACCAAACGCGAGGGUCACUGGCUCUGGCAGCUCUUUCACGGCUACUAGGGGAUCUACGACUCUGUACACCGGCUCCGACUACCGUCUUGCUAUCCAGACCGCAAUCGACGGCAUCAGCAGUGGCCAGCGUGUCUCUGUUAUUGCUUCCGGUAACAUCGGGGCCAACACCAUCACGAUCCAGAAUGGAAAGACCUUUGAAGGUUGCGGGACCAUUACUGCCGCUGUCAGGAGUGGCAGGGGAAGCAUUGAAGUCACCGACCAGACUGGUGUCAACAUUCCUUUCCUUACGCUAGCUGGCUCGUCCUACUUUGGUCUUCGGUUCUCUGGCACCAGGGAUCUUACCUUGGGCAACAUCAACAUCAACAUCAAUGCAGGUAUCGGCAUCCGAUUCGACCGCGAUCGUGCAGCCAACACCAACGUUAGGAUGGGUACCAUCAACUGCAAUGGAGCGAGCUCCCAUUGUGUUGAGACUUGGAACAUUGACAGACUGGAGAUCGACUCCGUCGUUGCGCGAAACGUUGGAGAGUCUGGCCUCUUGAUCCAGAAGGUCACCAACGCCAACAUCGGCACCGUAGACUGCGACAACUGCGGUACUGGCACCGGCUAUGCGGCUCUUCGAUUUGCCAACGAAGCUGGCAGACUCAACAACGCGUACCCCACCAACAUCAGGGUCAACAGGGUCAGGGCUCGCGGCGGAGGCCGAGGUGUCUUCUGUGUCUCCGCCUCUGGUGGUGCAGAGAUUACCACUGUCGACAUCGCCAACACGGGCAACAACGCCGUUCUCAUCGAGAACUGCUACAACUUCAACAUCAGGGGCGGAACUGUCAACGGUGGAGGCGAAGUCCGUCUUGCAGCUCGUGAUGAGUUCGAAAACAGCAGGGACAUUGCUAUCACUUUGAGGGUUGAUGGCACCACGGUACGCGAGAGCCCUUGCACGGCCAACCCUACCAGGUGGUCCCUCACAGGCAAUGGUGCCAGGAACAUCUGCACUUAA
Plenodomus lingam JN3 is the source of this 1068-nucleotide messenger RNA. RefSeq lists its product as uncharacterized. NCBI's taxonomy places the organism in Eukaryota, Fungi, Ascomycota, Dothideomycetes, Pleosporales, Leptosphaeriaceae. The record is from RefSeq and is a predicted model, not a curated record.